UGGGCAUGGGGGCACAGACAUCAGAGCCCCCGCCCGACCAUGACCCAAAGCUGCAGACCCUCCGGUCCUAUCCUCACCUCCAUCCUGCUGACCAUGCUGCUGGGCGGUCCCACGCUGGCCUCUGAGAUUGUGGGUGGCCGGCAGGCCCGGCCCCAUGCAUGGCCUUUCAUGGUGUCUCUGCAGCGGCAAGGAGGCCACUUCUGUGGUGGCACCCUGGUGGCCCGGAACUUUGUCAUGUCGGCCGCACACUGUGUGAAUGGCAUUAACUUCCAGAGGGUACAGGCGGUGCUGGGGGCACACAACCUGGGGCAGCGCGAGCGCACCCGGCAGUCGUUUGCCAUCCAGCAAGUCUUUGAAAACGGCUUCGAUGCCGGGAGGCUGAUGAACGACAUCGUGAUUCUGAAGCUCAACGGGUCAGCCACUAUCAAUGCCAAUGUGCAGGUGGCCCGGCUGCCUGAGCAAAACCAAGGCGUGGGCAAUGGGGCACGGUGCCUGGCCAUGGGCUGGGGCCGGCUGGGCACCAACCAGCCACCGCCCAAAGUCCUGCAGGAGCUCAAUGUGACUGUGGUGACAUCCCUCUGCCGCCGCACAAAUGUGUGCACAAUGGUGCCACGCCGGCGGGCAGGCAUCUGCUUUGGGGACUCCGGUGGGCCCUUGGUCUGCAACGGGCUAAUCCACGGGAUUGACUCCUUCAUCCGGGGAGGCUGUGGCUCCGGCAUGUACCCAGACGCCUUUGCUCCCGUCGCGCAGUUUGCCAACUGGAUCAACUCCAUCAUUCGCAGCCAUGGUGACCAACCCCAUCUCCACCCUAGGGACCCUGCGAGCAGGGCCCACUAGAAGGGGCUGCCCUGUCACCCCACUUCACCUGUCCCUGGCUGGGCCUGACCCAUGCUGCAUUAUGCAGCAUCUGGGACAAUAAAAACCUUCUCUGUUUUGUA
Hipposideros armiger (great roundleaf bat) is the source of this 938-nucleotide messenger RNA. It is a transcript of the gene ELANE, whose product is annotated as elastase, neutrophil expressed. The coding region runs from base 40 to 837 and encodes 265 amino acids. Gene Ontology annotation, biological process: acute inflammatory response to antigenic stimulus; proteolysis; phagocytosis. Gene Ontology annotation, molecular function: serine-type endopeptidase activity. NCBI's taxonomy places the organism in Eukaryota, Metazoa, Chordata, Mammalia, Chiroptera, Hipposideridae. The transcript has 5 exons. The record is from RefSeq and is a predicted model, not a curated record.